Messenger RNA from Somion occarium, 875 nucleotides. NCBI's taxonomy places the organism in Eukaryota, Fungi, Basidiomycota, Agaricomycetes, Polyporales, Cerrenaceae. The record is from the annotation of a GenBank genome assembly.
GAUAUUUCAAAAGCACGAUUUUCAAAAUGAAGACGUUCUCCACCCUCUCCGCUUUGGCCAUUUUGGCAAGCUCUGUCUCCGCUAAAACCGUCUUCUCUGAACUCGGUGUUAAUGGUGUGGAUCUUGGUCACGGUGUCGCUGUCCGAGUACCUUCUACGAACACGGGCAUCACUGACAUUACUUCCAACAACCUCAUUUGCAACACUAACUUUGUCCAACCUGUCUCCAGCGUUGUUGCCACCGUUCCCGCCGGGAGCACAGUGACCGCUCACUUCCACCAUCUUUCUGCUGGUUACGUUGGACCCGAUCCCUCUGAACCUCUUGAUCCUACCAACAAGGGCCCAGUCCUUGCGUACCUCGCUCGAGUCCCCGAUGCGACUCAGUCCACUGUAACCGGUCUCCAGUGGUUCAAGAUCUGGCAAGACGGUCUCGACAGCACUACUCAUCAAUGGGGUUCAGACAAACUGUUCAUCAAUAAGGGUAACGCUACCUUCACCAUCCCUUCUUGUCUUCAAGCCGGCCAGUACUUGCUCCGUGUUGAGUCCAUCUCACUCUUGGACGCUUCCUCUUACCCUGGUGCACAGUUCUACAUGAGCUGCGCUCAAAUCAACAUUACCGGUGGUAACAAGGUCCAGCCCGUUGGUGUUGCCUUCCCCGGUGCCUACAAGUCUACCGACCCUGGCAUUGUUACUAACAUCUACGGCACUGUGUCAUACACCCCUCCUGGUCCCGCCGUCUUCUCUUGCUGACCGCCAAAUUAGGUGGCCCGGGGAUGUUGAGGGUGAUAUCGUGUUCGCAUCUUGGGAAAAGUCACUCAGAGGAUAUAAUUUCUGGCCAUAACGAGGUAUCGCAAACAAUAAAUACACGCGACUUUC